AUGGAGCCUAUGAUGCAAAAAUUCAGUUUGCAUUUGUCCGACCCAGAUUCUUCUGCUAAAUUGUCCACAUCAGCGGACGCCACUGCGGCUUCUAUCACUGAGUUCAUUUAUGACACCGACUCCAGCGGUACCUUUUAUGCUUGGUUCAAACGUUGGGAAGACAUAUUCUACGUGGAAAUUACCAAGGCCGAUGAUGCAUGGAAGUCCAACUCAAUCUUAGCCACAUUCCAGACUGAAUUUGAGGCACGGAGGAAAUAUCUGACGGUUACCAUCAAUGGCAAACCUGUACACCUCCAGCUGGACCCGGCAUCAGACAUCAGCCUCAUCUCCAAACGCACUUGGCACAUGAUUGGACUGUCUCCGAUGAUCACAUUGGAUAAAAAGUCUAUGAAUAUUUCAGGCGGAUUCCUCCGGCUCACGGGAGAGCCUGAAUGUGACGUUUCCUUUGAGGGCACACAAUUCAAGGAAACAUGCUACCUUACCAACCGCCCGAAGCUUAACUUAAUUGGCCUUGACUGGAUUAGGAAACUCGGUCUCCUAGAACUGCCACUUAACCGCAUUUGCAAUGCUGUGCAGUCAAUUUGGCCCAGUCCCGCCAAAUCAAAUCAGGUGGCGACAAAGCUGAUGUCGACCUUACAGGCGAAGUUUGCUCCAGUUUUUCAAGAAGAUCUUGGUUGCUACAACAAGCCGAAGGUCACUCUUCGUAUUCAACCAAACGCAAAACCUGUUUUCAGGCCAAAAAGACCAGUUCCUUACGCCGCACUUACAGUGGUGGACCAAGAACUUGAUCGUCUUCAAAGAGAUGGCCGCUGGGCAACCAUGCUGCUGGGCUGCGACUUCGACAUUCGGUACCAGUCUACAACAACCAUCGGUCAGGCAGACGCACUCUCACGCUUGCUCAACUCACGGACUGAGGAACCUGAGAAUACAGUCAUAAUGUCCGUCUCCAUUGAGUCCGAGGUCAACAGUCUACUUAUGGACUCCAUUAAUGCAUUCCCCGUCACGUUUGAGGAAGUCCGAAAGGCAACCCAGCAGGAUCCACUGUUGAGGCAAGUUAUCAAGUACCACCGCAAUCAGUGGUCCGUGAAAACCUCUGGGAAAUUGUAG
Messenger RNA from Dibothriocephalus latus, 1107 nucleotides. The record is from the annotation of a GenBank genome assembly. NCBI's taxonomy places the organism in Eukaryota, Metazoa, Platyhelminthes, Cestoda, Diphyllobothriidea, Diphyllobothriidae.